Molecule: messenger RNA, 1851 nt
Organism: Tyto alba (common barn owl)
Lineage: Eukaryota; Metazoa; Chordata; Aves; Strigiformes; Tytonidae
Gene: LMO3
Product: LIM domain only 3
Exons: 5
Coding region: 840-1277 (145 amino acids)
Biological process (GO): positive regulation of transcription by RNA polymerase II
Cellular component (GO): nucleus
Molecular function (GO): DNA-binding transcription factor binding; transcription coactivator activity
Source: RefSeq, a predicted model, not a curated record
CUUUCACGCUGGAGUUUCCACUCCUUCCUGAGCAGCUCAGAUCUAGCACGGAGAGAGGCAGCGUUUUCACCUUCAGGGAUUUUUCUCAUUACUCAUUAAUGGAGAGAUAUGUAUCUUGCCUUUUUUUUUUUUUUUUCCCCUCUUUUUUUUUUUUUUUUUUUUUUUUUUUUCUGCGUGGGCAACUUAUUGCAAAGCAAUAAGCAAAGUAUUUGGGGAGGAGUGAUGGGGGGAGGAGGGGGGAACGCUCCCCGGUUUCCUGAGGUCUCUUUCUGGAGCGCUCUCUGGGAAGGUGAUCCUGAGCCGCUUCGGUAGAGGUCACUUGUGUGUGCGUGUGUGUGUGUCCCUGGUGUUUGUGUCUAGCAUAUGCAUGUGGUUUUGCUGACUGCACUUGCAGGCUUGUAAAUUUUCACCAUGGGAAAUUACCAACAAAGCCCAAUCUGUCUCCUGGCUGCUUUGCACUUUCCGAGGGCGGCUGUACUUGAGCGAGCUGCAGAACGGGAGAGAAAGCGAGAGGGAAAGGGGAGUGGGGAGGGGGGGAGGGGGGGAGAGGAAGGGUGGGUGGAGGGGGAGAGAGGUAAAUAGCCUUAAAUCGGAAGGGAGCUGCUUCUCUGUGGUCUUCCACAAGAGCUGCCUGGGCUCUGCUGGCUCAGUAAUAACUGAGUGACCUUUUCUUUUGCUGUAUUAUGUCUGGCUGGUAAGGGAUUGCAUUUUGCAGCUGAUAAAGCCCUGACUUCAUUCAACUCGGCUCCUCACACGCUGCUUUAGGAGAAGAGCUACAAAGCUGCCACUGUGCUUAUUGAACUGCCUCCCCUGUAUCGCUUAAUUGAGAAGGUAUACAAAUGCUCUCAGUCCAGCCAGACACCAAGCCGAAAGGUUGUGCUGGCUGCAACCGUAAGAUUAAAGACCGGUAUCUUCUAAAGGCCCUGGACAAAUAUUGGCAUGAAGACUGCUUGAAAUGUGCCUGCUGUGACUGUCGCCUGGGGGAGGUGGGCUCUACCUUGUACACCAAAGCCAACCUUAUCCUUUGUCGCAGAGACUAUCUGAGGUUAUUUGGCGUUACAGGAAACUGUGCUGCCUGCAGUAAGCUCAUACCUGCUUUUGAGAUGGUGAUGAGAGCAAAGGACAAUGUUUAUCACCUGGACUGUUUUGCAUGUCAACUUUGUAAUCAGAGAUUUUGCGUUGGAGACAAAUUUUUCCUGAAGAACAACAUGAUUCUGUGCCAGACAGACUAUGAGGAGGGUUUAAUGAAAGAAGGUUAUGCACCCCAGGUUCGCUGAUCUGAUGCCACAUCAUUACGAAUACAAAGCACUAUGUUCUUUUAUCUUUUUUGCUCAACAUGUAUAUAAGAAAUGACACGGGAACCUACUGAAUAGCAUAGAUAUAGGGAGGCAGAAUGGUUGCGUGAAAUAAAAGGCGGACUGCAUCUGUAUGUAGUGAAAAUUGCUCCAGUUCAGAGUUGAAUGUUAAUUAAAAAGGUACUGUACAUACAGCUGGAUUCUUUUUGCUUGCUCUUGGGGUUUUUCGUUUGUUUGGGUUUUUUGUUUCUUUUUGUGUCAUUUGGCAUGAGAUGUUUAUUUUGGACUAUUGUAUAUAAUGUAUUGUAAUAUUUGAAGCACAAAUGUAAUACAGUUUUAUUGUGUUACCAUUUGUGUUCCUGUUUGCUUAUUUGUAUUGUUGCAUUUAGUACAAUCAGUGUCUAAACUUACUGUAUAUUUAUGCUUUCUGUAUCUACCAGCUAUUUUAAAUGAGCUGUAUCUUUCUAGUAAAAAGUAUUAAAGAGCAAAUCCCAACCAUUAUGCUACACUUAGAGCUUAAGAAUACUGUUUACAUUAAAACUAUUUAGAAAACUAA